Messenger RNA from Schistosoma turkestanicum, 2730 nucleotides. Lineage: Eukaryota; Metazoa; Platyhelminthes; Trematoda; Strigeidida; Schistosomatidae. The record is from the annotation of a GenBank genome assembly.
AUGAAUGAUGAAUCAAUAAUUACAUUAUUUUCCGAAUAUUUACAAAGUGAACAUCGAAGUGAUAUUUGUAAAUUAUCAUUAUCAACCUUAUCAUCAUCAGAACCACAUCAGUCGAUUAUUGUACAUUUUAAUAAUUUAUGCGAAUUUAAUAGUAUUUUUUCAGAAUUAAUUUUAUCAAAACCAGAAAAAACAUUAAAUUUAUUAAAUAAAAGUAUUUAUCAAAUUCUACAAUCCACACAAACGAAACAAUCAAUCAAUAAUCUUCAACAAAAUAUACAUAUUCGUUUAACCGCUUUACCAAUUAUUCCAGAAGUUUAUAAAAAUCAUAUACCAACAUCAAUUGAUAUUAAAAAAUUAAUAGCAUUAAGAGCGAUUGUUAGUCGUAUUUGUCCAGUACAAGUGAUACAGCAUAAAAUUAAAUAUUCUUGUACUAAAUGUAAUGCUACAGUGAAUGUAUAUGCUAAUUUUGAAAAUUUCUAUACUAUUAAACCACCACGUUAUUGUGCGAAUUGUAAACAAUCAUAUCAUUCAAUGAAUUUCAAGUGUAUUUCGUCAUCGAAUACAGAAUUUUAUGCAAAAAAUUAUCAAGAAAUUUAUGUACAUGAACAAUUUGAUUGUCUUACUGUUGGUGUAAUGCGCCGUUCUAUAUGUGUAUGCUUAGAAGAUGAUUUAUUAGAAUGUGUUAAACCUGGUGAUGAAAUAGUAAUUAACGGUAUUGUAACACAUCGAUGGCGUUGUAUCAAAGAAGGUGAUCCAUGUGAAAUAUUCACUUAUUUAAAAGCAAAUUAUAUUGAAAAUUUAACUGAACUUAAAGCUGGCGGUGGAUCUAGUCAAAUGUCACAUGAACAUGCAUUAGAAUAUGAAUUAUUUUGGAAUAAAUUUAUAAAUUUCCAUGCAAUAUUAGAAGGUAGAAAUAUGAUACUACGUAGUAUUUGUCCAGAUGUUUAUGGAAUGUAUCUGAUUAAAUUGUCAUCAGCUUUAAUGCUUGCUAGUGCACCGGAAUGGCAUACUACAUCUGCUGAAACCACCAAUAUCAAUGGACUUUCUGUACAUAUUCGAGGUAAUCCACAUAUUCUAUUGAUUGGUGAUCCAGGUACUGCAAAAUCAAUUCUUCUACGUGGAUGUACAGCAUUGUGUGAUCGAGCUGUUUUAACUACAGCUACAGGUACAACAGCAGCUGGUUUAACUGCUACAGCUACACGUGAUUCCACUGGUUGGACAUUAGAUGCUGGUGCAUUGGUACUGGCUGAUGGUGGUCUAUGUGUAAUUGAUGAAUUUACUGCACUGCACGGUAGUCAUCGUGCUGCUGUACAUGAAGCAAUGGAACAACAAACAAUUAGUAUAGCUAAAGCUGGUCUAAUGGCACGAUUAAAUUGUCGUUGUUCUAUAUUGGCUGCAGCUAAUCCAUCAUCUAGUUCUAUUGUAAAGAAUGAUGAAGAUUUUGGUUUGCCAACACCAUUAUUAAGUCGUUUUGAUUUAAUAUGGCGAUUAGUUGAUCCAAUUGACUCUAUAGAAUGGGAUCGUCAAAUUGCUAAUUUUAUAUUGAAUAUUGAUCAACAAUCCGUUGAUUCGUUGAGGAAUCAACAAAAAACAAAACGACAUCAUUUAUCGUCUAAAAAUAAUUUAAAAGAAUAUUUUAUAUGGAUACGUGAUCGUUUUAAACCACAACUAUCUAUAGAAGCUGCUAAUCUACUACAACGUUAUUAUAUUUGGCAAAGAAAUCAAAUUAAAUCUAUAUCGUGUCAUGAUUCAUCAGUUGGUUCAUUUAGUAGACGAACAUUACGUUUAUUAGAAAGUCUUGUUAGAUUAACUAAAGCACAUGCUCGAUUAAUGUGUCGAAAUGAAGCUACGAUUGAAGAUGCUGUCAUUGUCAUCUAUUUAGUUGAUUGUUCAUUAUAUUCUACAAGUUCUAUCAAAACAAAUCAAUACAAUUCAAAUAAUUAUUCAUUGUCCAAUUUUAUUUCACCAGAAUUAAUUGUUUCAAUGAAUAUCCCAGACAAUGCUAGCAUGGAUUAUAUACAAAUUGAACAAUUAGUAUUUUCUACUUUAAAUUAUAAUAAUAAGAGUAUUAAUAAAGAUGUCCAUAGUAAUCAUGAUGAAAAUGUUUAUGCCAAUAGAUUUAAACAAAACUAUUCAAAUACAUGUAAAAAUAUUCAUUUAGAACCUUUGCUUAGUUCAACUCAACUAAUCACUAACAGUAGUAAUAAUAAUAAUAAUAAUGUGGAAUCGAGAAAGUCCUAUUCAGAAAACAACCGUCAACGUCAUAAUUCAUCCAUUUCUAAAAGAAUAUUUCAUCCAGAUGAGAAGGACAGUUCUUUAUCAUCAACAGUUCUUAUUCAAGAUGAUAAUGAUUUGCUGACAAUGCCACCAAUGAAAAGUUUCAAAUGGACAGCAUUAGAUGAUUCUGUCAGCGCUGAUGAUGACCAUAUCAACAGUACCAUUCCUACUACAAAAACUACGACUAAUAUCAAUCUAAACAUGAAUAAACCUUUAUGGAGUAAACAUUUAUCUUCGAAUUCAUUUGAUAUCUCCAAUGGUGAUGAUUUGUCAAUCUGCAUUGAUACAUUGAACGAUACAAGACAAAAUGUUCAAUUGUCAAUUGACAAUAAGUAUGAUAAAAGCAAUAAUGAUGAUGAUAUUAUAUCAUUUGGUUUUAAUAUGAUGAUGAAAGGUGAUGAGAAUAUUUUGAAACGACAUUUAAAAAGUGAAGAUUUUGAAAUUGAUUUAUAG